UUAUUACAUAAAGGAUAACAUUUUUCUACAGUUACAGUUAGACAAGUUUUUUCUUUUUUUUGGUCCUUUACAAGAGAAAAUAUUUCUUUUGGUAUUCCGAGACGAAUUUUUGUGUUGUCAAAAGAAUAUUGUACCAGUAUUAUGGCUUUGCUCGUAUUCAUUUUUGUUUGGUGCAUGGUAAUCGGAAUUUGGUCAUGCAUGACUGCAAACUAUCUGCUAUCUCAAAGGAAUCAGCAGUGUUCAAAUGUCUAUGGCGAACGGUAAAACUAUUUGCUGCAGAAGCUAUGAAACAGGGCGGAGUCGUCACGUGUAUAUUCGGAAUGAGGGUGUACUAUCUAAUCACAGACCCGGAAGAUGCUCUCACAGCCGCAAACGCAUGUCUACAGAAACAUUUCGCUUACGAUUAUGCCAAACCUUGGCUCGGAGAGGGACUGAUAACAUCCUCAGGUGAGGUAUGGAAGCGUCACCGAAAGUUGCUGACUCCUGCAUUCAGUCUGCCGGUGAUGCUGAACUUUCUCGAAGUCUUCAACAGCCAAUCCCGAAAAUUGGUGGACAAAAUAAAAGUUGAAAUUGGAAAAGGACGCUUUGACCAUAUCGAGUAUUUGAGAAAUAAUGCUUUGGAGACAUUUUGCUUAACUGCUUUUGGUAUAACUGGUUUCGAAGACAAGCAUUUCAUCCAGAAAUAUAUGAAAGCUGUUGAUGAGAUUCUGAGUAUCGUGACGCAGAGGUUCCAAAAGUUUUGGCUGCAAAGUGACCUGAUAUUUAUGUUGCUCGGUCAUAAGAGGCGUCAUGAUAAGUUUGUGAAAAUUGUCAAUGAUAUGUCUAAUAUGGUAAUACAAAGAAAGAAAACAUUGCGUAACAAUGGCGAAUCGUAUACCUCAGACACAAAAUACAAGCCCUUCUUGGAUCUUCUUCUGGAGUUAUCAGAAGAUAACGCGUUAACUGACAAGGAGAUCAGAGAAGAGGUAGAUACUGCUAUCGUCACCGGUUUCGACACGUCAUCGAGUUUGCUUAGUUACAUCAUGAUACUGUUGGGCACACAUCCUGAAGUUCAGGAUAGGAUAUAUCAAGAAAUCAAAGAAAUCUUCACGACGGAUCGAGACGUGGAGAAGGAAGAUCUUCAGAAGCUAGUUUACACAGAGGCGGUCAUCAAGGAGGGCCUGCGUAUCUUCACUACAGGACCUGUCACUUUGAGGAGUGUGGAUAAAGAUGUCAGACUUAAAAAUUAUACGAUGCGUGCCGGUAGUGAGUGCGUGAUUCUUCUGUUUGGGGCCCACCGAGACCCCGUGUGGGGGAAGGAUGCUGACAAAUUCAGGCCCGAAAGAUGGUUGGAUCCCAGCAUGCCCGCAAACCCUAGUGCUUUCGUCGGCUUUAGCUUAGGAAAACGAUCCUGCUUAGGUAAAACCUACGCCAUGAUAUCAAUGAAAACAUUCCUAGUCCAUUUCUUGAGGAGAUACAAAGUGACAGCCGAUGACAGCAAUCUCAAACUUCGAUUUGACUUCUUGUUGAAACCCGUAUCGGGUUAUGAAAUCACUUUAGAAGAACGAGUUUAAAAUUAAUUUAAUUAAAAACACAUUUUUCCACUAGUGGUUUUAUCCGCAUCCCGGGGGAAAUUUUCUGCGCACCUAGAUAAAAAGUAGCCUUUCUUGAUAAAUCAGCUAUCACUGAAAGAAUCUAACACUGAAAGAAUUUUUCAAACUGGUCCAGUAGUUCCUAAGAUUAGCGCGUUCAAGGAAAUUCUUCAGCUUUAUAAUAUUACUACACAAAGAUUAGUAGCUCUCUAAUUUAGUCUUAAGUAACUAUAAUAGAUAUUAAUAUAUGCAUUGGGAAUAAAAAUGUUAUGUUUGGUCUCAUUUGAGCUAUGUUUGUCUGUUUUUUAAGGCUGAUGACCUUUACGUUAAAAACAUGUCAUGACGCAGAUUUAACGACAUUUCGGCGUACCAAAAUGUCACACUAAACGUCACCAUUUAACUGUGCCUAACGAUAAUCGAACUAUUUUCAGUUGUCAAAUCGACGAUUUGGCCUAUGAGAGGCAAUUUUACAGCUAAUUAUGGUUUGGUUAUAGUAAUUUUUAAAUGGUUCAACUCACAGUCAUAAGCACAUCGCUGCACACCGGUGGGAUCUAGCCUUUGUAAUUGUUGUUGUGUAAAAAAAUUCAGACAAGUAGGUACCUAGGUAUUUAAUUUAAGAAAAGGGGAAGGUAAAAUUGUACCUACCUACAAAUACGAAACUUGAUCGAAAACCUAAUAGGAUGUUUUGUGAAAUAAAACAUAAUAUCUUCGAUAGCUAUCAGAGGAAUUGUAAUUAAGUAGGUAAAUACCAAAAUAUGUGUAAUUUGCAUACGACUGAUUUUCAUAAUAAAUA
Helicoverpa armigera (cotton bollworm) is the source of this 2364-nucleotide messenger RNA. Its product is annotated as cytochrome P450 4V2. The transcript has 10 exons. The coding region runs from base 195 to 1553 and encodes 452 amino acids. Lineage: Eukaryota; Metazoa; Arthropoda; Insecta; Lepidoptera; Noctuidae. Gene Ontology annotation, molecular function: monooxygenase activity; iron ion binding; oxidoreductase activity, acting on paired donors, with incorporation or reduction of molecular oxygen. The record is from RefSeq and is a predicted model, not a curated record.